Bradysia coprophila is the source of this 2056-nucleotide messenger RNA. RefSeq names its product engrailed (gene en). Gene Ontology annotation, molecular function: RNA polymerase II cis-regulatory region sequence-specific DNA binding; DNA-binding transcription factor activity, RNA polymerase II-specific. Lineage: Eukaryota; Metazoa; Arthropoda; Insecta; Diptera; Sciaridae. Gene Ontology annotation, biological process: neuron differentiation; regulation of transcription by RNA polymerase II; multicellular organism development. Gene Ontology annotation, cellular component: nucleus. The record is from RefSeq and is a predicted model, not a curated record.
AGUCAUUCGCUUGAGUUCUCACUCAACUGUCUGUCAGAUUACAGGUGACAUUUGACUGUGUCACAUCAAAAACAUUUUUUUCGAGUACGUGGUGUGUUGUGUUUCAGUGAGUACUUGCACUUAUAGAAUGAUGAUGAAAUAAUUCCAUCAUUGAUUGAAGGCUUUUAAACGAAAUUGUGUUUUGUGAGGAAAAUUAACUUUGAGUAUAUAGACGAGGAAUAUAGAAGAGAAGGAACAAAAAAAUAAUUAAUUUAUAAAAAAAAAGUUCUGUGAAAAACUGUGCAUUUAAACAUUGUAAAAUGGCCUUCGAAGAUCGUUUUAGUCCUCAAAGUGCGUCGAGUCCAGGACCGGGAGCACCACAUUCACCUCAGAACACCACAUCAGCAUCGGCUAUGACUAUUUGUUCAACGAAUUCAUCCUCGCCUAUACACCAAGAGAUGUCGCUUAGUGCAUCGAACGAUCGUUUAUCACCUGCCGUAAUAAUAAAACAAGAGGAUUGCUCAACAAAUCAAAUCACCUUUUCGAUCACAAAUAUUUUAAGUGAAAAUUUCGGAAAAAUUAAUAAAAAAUCUGAAAAGAAAAGUUUACUUUUCCGGCCGUACGACAUUGAUAGCAUAAGCAACAUAAAAUCGACACAAGUGAAUAGAACAGUAAAUAAUAAAUCUGCGUUAAGAUUGGAGAGUGAAGCAGCUUUAGACUUUAGUAAAAAUAAUUACUUGGAAAAAACCAGCAUAUUGAACAGUUUCAAUCAGUCGGUAUACCCGCGUAUUCAUGAGGAAAUUUUAAAUAGUAAAAAAUAUCAACAACACUUGUCGGAGAGUGCAUUUUCGAAAAUACCGCCACUGGGCAAUUUAUGCAAAACAGUUUCGCAAAUUGGACGACAAUCAACACCUAGUCCUGUUGUAAGAAAUGAUUUGUUGCCAUCACCCAUAUCCAGCGCUAGCAAUGCACGAAGUGAAGGUAAUGGAUCUCAAAAUUCACAUCAAAUGGUUUCGAGUCGUGAUUCCGGAAUGGAAUCUUCAGACGAUGCAAAAUCUGAAUCGGGCAGUACGAAAGAUGAUAAUGGAUCACAAUUAUGGCCGGCGUGGGUGUACUGUACCAGAUACAGCGAUAGACCUAGUUCGGGUCCAAGAUACCGAAAACCAAAACAGCCAAAAGACAAAUCCCAAAUACCCGACGAAAAGCGUCCACGAACUGCAUUUUCCAGUGAUCAGCUAGCUAGACUGAAGCGUGAGUUUACCGAAAAUCGUUACUUAACCGAACGGCGGCGGCAACAAUUGUCUGCCGAACUGGGCCUGAACGAAGCGCAAAUUAAAAUUUGGUUCCAAAAUAAACGGGCAAAAAUCAAAAAAUCCACCGGCAACAAAAAUCCUUUGGCAUUGCAAUUGAUGGCCCAGGGAUUGUACAAUCAUUCGACGGUACCAUUAACGCAAGAAGAAGAAGAAUUGGAAAUGAGAAUGAAUGGUCAAUUAUAAAUUAAGUUUUUUUUAAGAGAAAUUAUUUUGUGUACAAAAACCAGUGAAGAUGAAACGAAGAGUGGCGUGAACAUUAAAUUGUGAAUUGUAAAUAUUGACACAUGAACAUUUGAUAUAGUACAAUAUUACCUAAAAUUAUUCAAUUUAUAGGCAUAGAAAAUGGUUAAGUUCUCAUUCCUAAUAAUUAAGAUUUUUCAAAGGCUUUACUUGUAGAAUAUAUUAUACAAUAGAUCGUUAAAUCUAAGCAAGUUUUGUCAUCGAUUCCAUUUCAUCAAUUAAAGAAACGCCAUUUCAAAUCUAUCAUACCUCUAGUAUUAUGUUGUGCAAUACAUUUGUCAGUUAAUUGGUUUUCCUUUGUCUUUCGUUAAUUCUCUUUCACACAUCAAACAAACAAUAAUGUUAUAUUAUCACGAAUACCAAGUUUUAUUGAACAAAUUCAUUUAUAAAAUCUUUCGGUAAAUUUUGCUUUAAAACAGUUUGAAUUCUUGAAAAAUAUUUUAUAUUUGAAAUGAUCGACUAUAACCCACACAUUAUGUAUAUUGGUAAAUAAAUCUAAGUACUAAACUCUUGUGAUACAUAGA